CAACACUCAGCAGUGCAUGUGCCAACAGCCAGCUCUCUUAAAGCCAUGGGCCUGGGGACCGGCUUUGUAGGCGGAGGUGACCAUGGAAAUUAUUUGCCUGCACACAUCCCUGGUCUUCCUUGUCCUCCCUCUCAUUGUGCUUGGGGCACCCACUGAUGAACCCAACCUCACAGAACCACCCCCUGGUGCUUGCAGGCGCUGUUGUGACCCGCUGGACUCCUCCACAGAUGCCCCACCACUCUCUCCCAGUCACCACCACUUGCCCUACCCAGUGCCGGAGGUCCGUCCAUAUAUCAACAUCACCAUACUGAAAGGAGACAAAGGAGACCGGGGAGAGCCUGGAAUGCCAGGGAAAUGGGGCAAAGAAGGGCCACGAGGUGAGCGGGGUGCCCAGGGCCAGAAAGGCAGUAAAGGACAGAUGGGUACAGCAGGGGACCCCUGCAAGCAUCAGUAUGCUGCAUUCUCCGUGGGUCGCAAGAAAGCAUUGCAUAGCAGCGAAGGCUACCAGGUCUUGAUCUUCGACACAGUCUUCGUCAACCUCUACAGGCACUUUGACAUGUUCAAUGGCAAGUUCUACUGCUACGUAGGAGGCCUUUACUACUUCAGCCUCAAUGUCCACACCUGGAACUUCAAGGAGACCUAUAUGCAUAUCAUGCACAAUGAAGAAGAGGCAGUCAUCUUGUAUGCUCAACCCAGUGACCGCAGUAUCAUGCAGAGCCAGAGCCUCAUGCUGGAGCUGCAGGAAAACGAUGAGGUCUGGGUGAGGCUCUACAAGCGGGAGCGGGAGAAUGCCAUUUACAGUGAUGAUGUUGAUGUAUACAUCACCUUCAGUGGAUACCUGGUCAAGCCUAGCCUUGACUAACUGCCCCUCCUGCCCCCGGGCUUUUUUGGGCUUUUUCUUCUUCCCCUCUCUCUCUCUCUACUGCCCGUAGCUACUGCAAACCACUUGGAAAUGGGCCUGUCAAGUCUCAGGCAUCGAGCGUGAGACCUGCCACACUGGCUCCCACCUCAUGCUCUCUCCUCUCUUGCGGACAGGCCUGUAUCGGUGCAUUACAGCACAACACUGCUAUCUCUUACCCCCUCACCCCAUUACCCGAACUUGUUUUACUGGCUUGUUCUAUGUGCAAGCUGUAUCUGGCACAUGGGUCCUGGGGCAGGAGGGACGCUAAAAUGCUCCCUCCUUGGGAUUUCAUGCUAAAAUACUCCCUCCUUGGGAUUUCAUGCACAAAGUACUCCUAUGGAAAGAGCACUGCCUAGGUGCAUCCUGGCUUCUCUCUGUCCUGACUGGACAUGCCAGUUUUGCAGCCUGCAACCUGACUCUAUUGUCAAGUCUCUUGCCUGUAGACUGGAGAAUAGACUGGAGUCUGCUGCCCCCCCUACACCAUGAGGAAAAUGUAGGACCAGUGAGAGAUGAUACUGUCUUUCCAAAUAGGGGACAGCUGGCCUUCCAAAGUAUGUUAUUGACUUGCCUUAGGCACUAUUUUGCGUUACAGAGCCCUCAGGUUACAGACCAGACUUCUGGCCUUACAGCCAACCUAGGCCCUUCCCCAGCCUAGGCUGGCAGUAAGGUCUAGGCUUGGUGCAAUAGUCUUCUGCUGUGUUAGCUCUAGCUUUUCAAAGAGAGAAUUGGACAGACCCUCAGUCAGACCCUACAGAGGCAUCUUCUCACUAAAUCAUUAGACUCCACCACUUUAUCCAUCCCCACUAGGGAUCAUAAGCACAGAAUGAGAGAGAGAGAACCCUUGCAAACUUCCCUAGAGUGCUAUUCAGUUUAAUUUUCCCAGCUUGGGGAAGGCAACCCUGUCCAGUAUGGGACAGCCUUUUCAUAAGUACAGAUGAUGGACCUGAUUCUUCUGUCUUCUUUGGCAGAAGUGCAUCCAUGCUAUUCCAAUGAUGCCAGCAAUUAUCUCUAAUACUUGUGGAUCUGAGGGGAGAGUCGGGGCAGGACCACGGCCCCUGUACACCAUCACAUCAAUCCUCCUGAAGGUAGUUCUUCCACAUCACUAUGGAGGGACAUCUGUUUCAGGACCUAUUGCAGUUAAACCACAUUUUUCAAACCUGGAUAGGUUGACGCCUCUUUGCCUCUGUGAGGGAAAAGAAGUAGGGGCAAAAUGGUGGCAUGAAAGAGGUGAGACUUUGGGACCUUGCCCCAGGAUUAUAAACAUCCCUGUCACGUGUUCUAUGCCCUUUUCUGGCAACCUCAUCAGAAUAACUGGGAAAAGCAUGUAACUAAAACAAAUCCUCGCUCUUCUCAGGUUAGAGAGGUGGUAAGAAUGGAUGCCGGUAGUAGGAUUUUCUAGCACAGAUCUCACUCUGCUUUCACUCACAUCCCUUUGGAGUUGCUACAGUCUUGGAGGGAAGCAGAUGAUGCUGACUCAGCACUUUGGGAAACCUACUUCCAUGUGUUCUGAUACUGCUGUGAACAGCAGUGCUAAGGGUUGGCUCUUUUUUGAGUCUCAGGACAGGACAAGCAGGAGAAAUUGUAUUUCUCCUCUGCCCAUAACUAAUAAUGAAGUCUUCUGACUUAACUAGCUCCUGUGGUCUCAUGAUUAGCCAUGGUCUCUGCCUAUAGUACCUGGGACUACCAGAGCUCUCCCAUCAGAGAUAUACAUUAGAUUAUUGUAUAGGAUCCUGUCAGGUACACUCUGCCCAGGAUCGCAAAGGCACAGAACAUUAAGCUAAACACUAAAAAUGAGCUUGAGAGAAUUGCAGGCCAUUUACUCUCUUGUGCUGGUUACUUAUCCUGCCUGUUUUGCUAAGGAAGUUGUACAGACUGGAAUGAGUUUCAGACUCUGUGUCCCUGGCCCUCAUCACCAUUCUUACUUACACUGUGGUUAUAAAAACAAGGUUCAGCUGAGGCAAAGCUGGGUCUUCCCUGGUGAACCAUGUGGUGAUGGGAUCAUAGGAACAGAAGGAUACUGAGUUUCUUCCUCUCCAUUGGCAGGCUGGUAUAUAGAAUUGCUCAGAGACAAAUUUCAGGCAGUAGAGAGGAAGCAGCAUGCUGGAGGUGGUAUUUAGGACCAAAUCCCUUUUUCUCUUCCUGAGCUGCAGGCUGCAAAUCCAGAUAUUAUGAAUUUACCGUGUGCAGUGCCCCUCCGUCUCCCUGAACAGAGGUAAGCCUUUCUAACACUGAAUUAUCUCCAGACCUGAACUUCUCUGUUCCUCCUUUCUCAUUUGUUUUUUGAGUGCCAGUGACAGGUUUGUUGCUCAUGUGCUGCCCAUGAGCCAGAUGGUGUCUGACGUGCAUGAGAGAGGAUGGCAGGCUGACCAAAGGAUAUAUUUAACAGGCUUCUUGGUGCUAAACAAAAUGGCAAUCCCUUGGUGCUAAAUCAUAUUUCAAGUGUCUUGGGUGCUUCCUGGAAGGCGUAGUAGGCUGAGUUGUGAUGUACUGUGGAAUUAAUGGUGCUUUAUGUGACAAAACCAAACAAAAAUCCAAGAACUUUUGUAUAUAUAUAUUUUUUUUCAGUGUUAUUAAACUUUUCUCCCUGGUU
Messenger RNA from Rhea pennata, 3491 nucleotides. It is a transcript of the gene C1QTNF6, whose product is annotated as C1q and TNF related 6. NCBI's taxonomy places the organism in Eukaryota, Metazoa, Chordata, Aves, Rheiformes, Rheidae. The record is from RefSeq and is a predicted model, not a curated record. The transcript is spliced from 3 exons. Gene Ontology annotation, molecular function: protein binding. The coding region runs from base 83 to 862 and encodes 259 amino acids.